GAAUAGGAUGGACAGGGACAGUGUAGGCAGAGCGCUGACAACCUGCUAAGCUCCACGGGGCCGGCGGGAGGUGGCAGGUUGGGAGGGAGGGGGAACGGUGUUCGCGGCAUCUGGAGUCAUCGAUCUUCCUUUUCCUUCCUAAUUUCGUGGGCGCUGAGUUUGCAGACGGAGGAGGCAAGGGCCUCUAACCCUGGGGCUGCAGACGGGAAUCGUAGAGAAAAAAAGCGGGGAGGGGGGAGAACUACAAUUCCCAAAAGGCCACAAAGGGGCCACCACUACGCAUGCGUAGAUUCCUCCCGUUAGCCUUGGCGUCUCAGCGCCCUCUUCUCGCGCAUGCGUUCUCCGAACGGUCGUCUUCCGACAGCUUGCUGCCCUAGACCAGAGUUGGUGGCUGGACCUCCUGCGACUUCCGAGUUGCGAUGCUGUACUUCUCUUUGUUCUGGGCGGCUCGGCCUUUGCAGAGAUGUGGGCAGCUGGUCAGGAUGGCCAUUCGGGCUCAGCACAGCAAGGCAGCCCAGACUCAGACUGGGGAAGCAAACAGGGGCUGGACAGGCCAGGAGAGCCUGUCGGAGAGUGAUCCUGAGAUGUGGGAGUUGCUGCAGAGGGAGAAGGACAGGCAGUGUCGUGGCCUGGAGCUCAUUGCCUCAGAGAACUUCUGCAGCCGAGCUGCGCUGGAGGCCCUGGGGUCCUGUCUGAACAACAAGUACUCGGAGGGUUAUCCUGGCAAGAGAUACUAUGGGGGAGCAGAAGUGGUGGAUGAAAUUGAGCUGCUGUGCCAGCGCCGGGCCUUGGAAGCCUUUGACCUGGAUCCUGCACAGUGGGGAGUCAAUGUCCAGCCCUACUCCGGGUCCCCAGCCAACCUGGCCGUCUACACAGCCCUUCUGCAACCUCACGACCGGAUCAUGGGGCUGGACCUGCCCGAUGGGGGCCAUCUCACCCACGGCUACAUGUCUGACGUCAAGCGGAUAUCAGCCACGUCCAUCUUCUUCGAGUCUAUGCCCUAUAAGCUCAACCCCAAAACUGGCCUCAUUGACUAUGACCAGCUGGCACUGACUGCUCGACUUUUCCGACCGCGGCUCAUCAUAGCUGGCACCAGCGCCUAUGCUCGCCUCAUUGACUAUGCCCGCAUGAGAGAGGUGUGUGAUGAAGUCAAAGCACACCUGCUGGCAGACAUGGCCCACAUCAGUGGCCUGGUGGCUGCCAAGGUGAUUCCCUCGCCUUUCAAGCAUGCGGACAUUGUCACCACCACUACUCACAAGACUCUUCGAGGGGCCAGGUCAGGGCUCAUCUUCUACCGGAAAGGGGUGAAGGCUGUGGACCCCAAGACUGGCCGGGAGAUCCCUUACACAUUUGAGGACCGAAUCAACUUUGCCGUGUUCCCAUCCCUGCAAGGGGGCCCCCACAAUCAUGCCAUUGCUGCAGUAGCUGUGGCCCUAAAGCAGGCCUGCACCCCCAUGUUCCGGGAGUACUCCCUGCAGGUUCUGAAGAAUGCUCGGGCCAUGGCAGAUGCCCUGCUAGAGCGAGGCUACUCACUGGUAUCAGGUGGUACUGACAACCACCUGGUGCUGGUGGACCUGCGGCCCAAGGGCCUGGAUGGAGCUCGGGCUGAGCGGGUGCUAGAGCUUGUAUCCAUCACUGCCAACAAGAACACCUGUCCUGGAGACCGAAGUGCCAUCACACCGGGGGGCCUGCGGCUUGGGGCCCCGGCCUUAACUUCUCGACAGUUCCGUGAGGAUGACUUCCGGAGAGUUGUGGACUUUAUAGAUGAAGGGGUCGACAUUGGCUUAGAGGUGAAGAGCAAGACUGCCAAGCUCCAGGAUUUCAAAUCCUUCCUGCUCAAGGACUCAGAAACAAGUCAGCGUCUGGCCGACCUCAGGCAACGGGUGGAGCAGUUUGCCAGGGCCUUCCCCAUGCCUGGUUUUGAUGAGCAUUGAAGGCACCUGGGAAAUGAGGCCCACAGACUGGAAGUUACUCUCCCUCCCCCUACCUGGGCCAGUGAAAUAGAAAGCCUUUCUAUUUUUUGGUGCAGGAGGGAAGACCUCUCACUUAGGGCAAGAGCCAGGUAUAGUCCCCCCUUCCCAGAAUUUGUAACUGAGAAGAUAUUUUCUUUUUCCUUUUUUGGUAACAAGACUUAGAAGGAGGGCCCAGGCACUUUCUCUUUGAACCCCUGUCAUGAUCACAGUGUCAGAGAUGCGUGCUCUUUCUUGGGGAAGUUGGGGAGUGCCCUUCAGAGCCAGUGGCAGGCAGGGGUGGGUAGGCACCCUCCUUCCUGUUUUUAUCUAAUAAAAUGCUAACCUGC
This is a messenger RNA of Symphalangus syndactylus (siamang), 2299 nucleotides long. RefSeq names its product serine hydroxymethyltransferase 2 (gene SHMT2). The record is from RefSeq and is a predicted model, not a curated record. Gene Ontology annotation, molecular function: glycine hydroxymethyltransferase activity; pyridoxal phosphate binding. Lineage: Eukaryota; Metazoa; Chordata; Mammalia; Primates; Hylobatidae. Gene Ontology annotation, cellular component: cytoplasm; mitochondrion. Gene Ontology annotation, biological process: tetrahydrofolate interconversion.